Symbiodinium necroappetens is the source of this 939-nucleotide messenger RNA. The record is from the annotation of a GenBank genome assembly. NCBI's taxonomy places the organism in Eukaryota, Dinophyceae, Suessiales, Symbiodiniaceae.
AUGGCAAGGCAUGCCAGGCAGGAAGCCUCCAGAGGCUUGCGGACCUGGGGCGAUGAGCUCCGAGAGGAAACGCUCCUGGGGUUGGGGGAGAAGCUCUUCCUGGAGCUCACGGAGAGGGCGCUUGCCGAGCUCACGAAGUCCACGCGGGACGCGCACGAAGCGACCGUGCAGACCUGGAAAGAGUUUGGCAGGAAAAGGGCACUUCACGAGCAGCGCCUGAAUCCACGCUUGGCCGACGCCAACAAGGAGACUGAACUUCAAGAACUGGUCGAAGCAGAAGCACAACGUCAUGCGGAUGCUUUGCAGACCUGCAAAGAGGACCGGGAAAGGAUGGCUGCGUCACUACGGGCUGCAUGCGAUCAUUUCGUAGGCCGUCUGACCAACAUCGCUGAAGUGUCCAUACGACUUCUGGACCUCCUGCCGCUCCACAGUCACUUUGGGGCCUUGCCGGGAGACGAGAAGGUGGAGCCUCCGCGCAUGUCCAUCAAACGCCGGCUGCGGCGCCUGAAUGCCGAGGAGGAGAAGGUCCCAGAGGCCCCGAAUCCCAAAGCGGCGGCCAAGGGCAAAGCGGAGCCAAAGGCCGCCGCGGCCCCCGAGGAGAAGCCCAGUGGUUUGCCGGAGAGAAAGUGGAUCGGCCUUCCCAAAUACGAGCUGCGGGCCUUGCUCUGUGGCGGUGGCUGGCCAGCAGACCCAGUUCUCAUGGAGGAGGAGACCAUCGACGAGCAGAAAGUGCAAGAGCUCACCGAAUCGAUGAGUUCUUUUCGGUCGCCGGUUCACCGAAGCAUCGUUGAUGGCCGACUUCAGUUCUAUGAGCGCUACAAGAAGCAGUUUACAGCAGAGGUUUCCCGGUGGAAUGCAGAGAUGUCGGCAAGAGAAGCCAAAGAAGAGGCUGGAGAAAAGAACUGGCAGUCCAUGAUUCGGCAACUGCGGGGGGAGUGA